Molecule: messenger RNA, 1249 nt
Organism: Cloeon dipterum
Lineage: Eukaryota; Metazoa; Arthropoda; Insecta; Ephemeroptera; Baetidae
Exons: 4
Coding region: 252-1079 (275 amino acids)
Source: RefSeq, a predicted model, not a curated record
AGAGAGCGAAGUCGCGGCGACUUAUUAUUAAGUCGCGGCCGCAGUCUCUGCAAUUGUGGCGCCGAAUCCGGCGAGACGAGUGCGAGUUUCGGCCGUCGACGGCCCUAGUGUCGCGAGUGAUGAGUGCUUCGGCCGCCGACGGCCGCUAGGCGGCCAGUGCAUGCCGAAUCGUUGGCCGUGUCGACAGUGCAGUCGGCGCCGUCGGCCGCCCCCAAUUUAGCGGGGCCGCCUCCAGAGUCGCCGCCUCAUCGAUGAGCCCGAAUGCCCCCGCGCGCCAUGCUGUUUGGAUCUGGGUGUUCGUGGUGUGCGUGCUCGGCGUAGGGCAGAGCGCGCAUGUGCAGUGCGGCUGGUGGCAGCACUGUGCCCAGCAGGCUGGCCACCCGCGCCCCCUAGACGCGAUCGAGGGCAGUAGAGUGGCCGCGGUGGGCAGCAGCGCAGAGCUGAACGGCCGCCCUCAGCUCGAUGGCCCGUCGGUGAGGCCGACCCCGGCCGCCCCCCGCUUCUGGACUGUGUGUCGCAGCUUGUUGAUGGGGGCGCGCCGCCCCGGGCACGCCCCCUGCUGUAGCGGCGAUGUCGCCCGUGGGACCAACGUGUUCCCACUCUGUCCCCAUUGCGCACCCCAAGCGCCUGACUGCUCCCACUCCGACUCCUUUACUGAUCAGACAUUCGCAUUCCAAGGAAGAGCGGCCAGGGAGGCCGAAAGGAGGGUCGUGGCCGCGGCCACUGAGCAGCAGUUGCGGAGCCGAGACGUGUGCAACAGCCUGUCAAAAAAUUUGCCUGUCUCUAUCCAAGUGCCCGAAAAUACAAGACACAACGGCGAUUUCAAUUACAGGACACCAGAUCAGCAGGAGGAGCUGACGCGGCUGAAAGUGGCGCCGAACCGGACGGCGCCGGGUUCAGCACACAUGACGACAUACACCAGGGGGCCAGGAGGCGGCAGCGGGGGACCCCCAAGAUACGGGGAAGAUGUGGCCAACUCGUUAGCUGCGUUUGGUGAUGAAAAAGCCAUCAAGAACGUUAAAGUGGUGUCGUGCCGAAACAAUAACAAGCCACCAAGUGAGAGACAAUGCUUCACCUGACCGGGGGCGCCGCCGCCCCCGCAUUUCGCAGGACUCGCCCCAGACGGACGAUCAGUGGUUCUUUUGUGUUGCGCAAAAAGCAUAACUGCAGACCAUAAUUAUUAUUAUGAUUAUUAAUUAUUAUUAUUAUUAAUUACUUCAUUAAACACUCUAUUAUUGAAAAUGGCAAA